Messenger RNA from Cylicocyclus nassatus, 464 nucleotides. The record is from the annotation of a GenBank genome assembly. NCBI's taxonomy places the organism in Eukaryota, Metazoa, Nematoda, Chromadorea, Rhabditida, Strongylidae.
CAUAUUUUGGAAUAACACCAAAGUCGGCAUGCUAGCACCACAAGAGGUAAUCUACUUGUAUAUGACGUUCAGUGGUAGAUGUUCGAGAAUUCCAGACGAUUUGGUCUGGUUGUACAGCAUAUAUCAGUUAGAGAUCAAAGACGAGGCUGUUGCAGCGAUAAAAAAUGAAAAAUUCUCAACAAAGACUAUUCGAAAGAUCUGGCACCUGCAUGGAGCUGAGCAUGUAGCUAAUAUACUGCCUUUGGCAUGUGUUUUCUUUCGUGACAGCAAGAAAGGUCGUUGCCUAAGGAGGCAUACGGUACGAAUGGUUCCCGAACUCGAUGAAGAGGGGCUACUGGUGGAGGAGGAUGAAUACGAUCCGGAUUUGCAUGAUGAUCAAAGCGAAGAUUUACCGAGUGCCUUCGAAGGCGAUUUUUAGUUAUUUUCUGGGUCAAGUACAUCAUAAAAAGUUAUGUAAAAUAAAC